Molecule: messenger RNA, 1976 nt
Organism: Penaeus monodon (black tiger shrimp)
Lineage: Eukaryota; Metazoa; Arthropoda; Malacostraca; Decapoda; Penaeidae
Product: piggyBac transposable element-derived protein 4-like
Exons: 2
Coding region: 228-1058 (276 amino acids)
Source: RefSeq, a predicted model, not a curated record
UGAGGAUGCUGAAAACCCACAGCCUUCACACUUAGCCACUGUGGUCAACCAGUAUGUAGAUUUUAAAUCAUUGUCAUAUAUCUGUUUAUAUAUGAAAAGUAAGUAGAUAGUAUCAACAAAUUUUUUGUAUAUAUUGUAAUUCUUUUUUUCUUCUUCUUCUUUUCUUUCUGUCUGUCCGGUGCUCCUCAAGUAAGGACCCAGUUGAUUUGGCUGAGGCUGCAGUAUUAAUGGAAUGGUAUGACAUAUCAUCAAAUGACAGUACUGAUGAAGAGUACCAGGCAAGGGGGGCCCCACUUGAAAGCAGCUCUGACAGUGACUCUGAUGAUUUGGACUGUUUGUCCCAGCAGGACACUAUGUUCGGUUCUCUUGAGCCACUGUCAGAGGUUUUUGCGAGGGAACAUUAUGAUCCUGGAACCCAGAAGUUCAUAUGGCAGAAGUGGGAAAACAUGCCGAGGCAGUUUGAAUUCUCCAGGCAUCCUGGGAUCAAUGCUCCCGACCUGGACAAGGAAUCCAGCCCUUUGACUAUUUUCUCUAUUUUCAUUACUGAUGAACUUCUGAAAAUACUUGUCCAGGAGUCUAACCGGUAUCACUACCAGCAAUCUCCAUCCUACUCUGCACACAAGAAAGCUUGGUUUGACAUUUCAGUUUCUGAGCUGAAGGCCUAUCUGAGUCUGUGGCUCUUGAUGGGUAUUGUGCCAAGGCCAGAAUUGAAAUGGUAUUGGUCAACAGACCCCCAGCAUGUCAUGCCUGUGUUCUCUGAGACAAUGACAAAGGACAGGUUUGAGGCUAUCACUGGGUGCCUCCAUGCAGCUGACAACAGUGGCAAGCAUGCUGCUGGUGAUCAGCUCUGGAAGUUGCGCCCAGUGAUUGACCUGAUCUCUCUUCAAUUUUUGGCUGUUUAUUCUCCACCUAGGAGGAUUACAGUUGAUGAGAGUCUCUGGAGAUUCCACAAUCAAGCAUGCUCAAGGGUCAAGGUGUACAAGCUUUUGGUGGCUCAUGGCCCUGCUGAGGUCUUAUGUUUGUGCCUUCAGAAUAUACAUGGGCCAAGACAAAGGUGAACUACCAGCAUCAUAGAAGGCUAUCAUUGACUUGAUGGGAGCAGCUGAGCUGUUUGGAAAGGGUCAUAUUCUUUUUACCGACAACAGGUAUAGCUCUCCUGCCCUAUUCCAUUACUUGCAGAGUCAGCAUACAGAUGCUGUUGGUAUGGUGCAGCCAAACUGCAAGUACAUGCCAAAAGACCUGCAGGUGAAGGUUUGUGGGGGUGUGGACUACAGGAGCACAACAACAGGAAUGUAACCAUGCUCUCCACAAUUCACACCAGCGAAAUGGUUACAGUCUUGAUUGAGAGUGGGUGUGAAUGCACCAAGCCCAAGGUAAUAGUGGACUACAACUCUGGUAUGAAGGGGUCAGAUUUGAGCAACCAUCUGGUUCAAUCCCACCCAGCAUUUUGUAAGUACAUCAAGUGGUACAAGAAGGUACUCUUCUACCUUCUGGACAUGGUAGUGGUCAAUGCCUUCCUGGUGCCCAAAGCACUUGGAGGGCAUAUGGCUCAACUGGAGUUCCGGGAAGAACUAGCUCAUGAGCACCGACUUGAAUACUGACGCACAACUUUGGGAUACCAGAGCCGUUCCACCCCCACUUUUGAGAGCCGUCUCCAAAGGGCAACAAAACACACCCAGAUAAGAACUCCAGGCAAUAAAUAUCGUCGAUGUUGUGUGUGUUACUCACAUGGUAUAAGGAAAGAAACAAGGAUACUGUGCUCAUUAUGUAUGGUUGCACUGUGUCAGUAUGAGUGCUUUGACUUGUACCACAGUAAGAAGAAAUACUGAGUACAUGUCCAUGUCACUAUUAGUGUACCAUAUUGUAAAUACUUUUAGAAAUCUAUAUACUUUUAGAUAAAUAAAGUUUGAAUAAAAAAAUUCUUUCUAUACCAGUAUCAGCACAUAUAAUCAGAAAAAAUUAAAUUGGUAAACAUA